GGAUGAGAUACGGCGCAUCCCAUAUUGACCCCGGUCCGCAGGAGCGCAUCCCAUCUCGACUCCAGUCAGCAGGAUGGGAUACGGCGCAUCCCAUCUUAAGUACCCAACAUCGGUUCCUUUCCCUCUGUCUUGCCAUUUUUUAAAAGCAGUCAAAGCUCACAAUGAGCUCCGUGCAGAAGAUCAUAGAUGCAGCGUUGACAUUAUCAACUAUAACGUCAGUGAAUAAAGAAGGCUUACUUGCUCAUCGCAAAGAACUUGAAUCGGCAUUAAACAGCCUUCAGAUUCUCUUGCAACCUACAGCCCAUGAUACCCAGGACAAUGAGCCGACCGAGCUCGCAGGCCAGUCAUGUCAGCCAGCGAGCUCCAUUUGCUCAAACCAACAGGCCAACACUCGGCCAACGACCACACAGCCAGAGAGUCCACAGACAACAGCAAGCCCACGAAAGAGCCCACAAACGACGCAGCCAACAGUGAUUCCACAGCCAAGGAGUCCACAGCCAACGAGUCCACAGCCAACGAGUCCACAGCAAACAGCAAGCCCACAGCCAAUGAGCCCACGGCCAACCGUGAGUGAUCAAGCAAAUAUUGAACAGCUCAUGGCACAAUUGGAUCGUGAAGAAAGAACAAUCCUUGAAGUCUUUAGAACGACCUCCAAAUUUGCUGUGCAUCACUUGAGUUGGGAGACGGAAGACCCAUUACUCAAUGAUGCUAAAAUCAACAAGAGUUGUGCCCAUGAGACCUUACGAAACGUCCUUGGUUCGCUUAUAUUGGCAGACCAAUAUACCAAAUGGGAAAUUCAGAACGGCAAAAAACCAAGAGUUGACGUACUUCUGGCGGAUCUCGGCUCGGGCAACAGAAACUCCAGGUACAAAGACUACAUCAACACAAAACCUUCAAUGCAGAACAAGGACAGAGGAAGGCGCUUCCUUGAAUAUGGAGUUAAAUACCGUGUUUUUGGCCACUUGUUCGCUGCACAUGCUGGGAAUGGUUCCAUUUUCCCGCACCAUGCACUCCUCCAAAUGGAGACAGAUCGCGGAACAAUAUGAGCAAUGGGUGCACGAAGCCUUGAACGGAAACCAGG
This is a messenger RNA of Monascus purpureus, 1081 nucleotides long. Lineage: Eukaryota; Fungi; Ascomycota; Eurotiomycetes; Eurotiales; Aspergillaceae. The record is from the annotation of a GenBank genome assembly.